Molecule: messenger RNA, 3455 nt
Organism: Frankliniella occidentalis (western flower thrips)
Lineage: Eukaryota; Metazoa; Arthropoda; Insecta; Thysanoptera; Thripidae
Product: trissin receptor-like
Exons: 5
Coding region: 504-1790 (428 amino acids)
Biological process (GO): G protein-coupled receptor signaling pathway
Cellular component (GO): membrane
Molecular function (GO): peptide binding; neuropeptide Y receptor activity
Source: RefSeq, a predicted model, not a curated record
CCCUGGUUCGGCUCGGGCCGGGCCGGGCCGGCGCGGCGCGGCGCUACCCUGCUUGCCGCUGCUUGCCGCUGCUUGCACACUGCCGCCCCCCGCGGCGCGGCGUGGACCGGACCCCUCGUCUAUCACAUCACUUGGGGGAGCCUGCUAUCGAGCGAUGUGCCGGCGGCCGGUGCCGGCUGAGGUGUCGGCGGCCCGGGGCCGCGGGGCCCCCGAGCGUCGCAUACCUGGGCGGACCGCCGGCCAGACCGCCGCCGCCACCACCGCCGCGCCCUCGCCAUUGUGCCGCCAGGUCAAAGUUACGCCGACCGAGUCGUGUUCGGGACCCGCAGGCAUCCCGAGUGUGAUCCGCGCAGUGGAGGCGUGCUAGUGCAGCACGGCGCCCUCGCCUCGCCACCCGCCGCCGCGUCAGCUCGCCGUCAGCGUCCUCGAGGGCUCCCCCAGCCACAGGUGAGGGCCAUACAAACUCCAGCCAGCCAACCAGAGCGCUAGCGCGCCAGCGCGCCAUGCCGGCGGUCGCGGUGGCCACCUCCCCGGCGGACGCAGGCGGCGAGGAGUACCUGUUCGACCGCACGGACGUGCGCGCCGUCUUCAUCGCCCUCUACACGGCCGUCUUCCUCGUCUGCUUCUUCGGCAACCUGCUCGUCAUCGUCGUGGUCUCGCUGUCGCGCCGAAUGCGCUCCCGGACCAACCUCUUCCUCGUGAACCUGGCCGUGGCAGACCUGUGCGUCGGCGUGUUCUGCAUCUACCAGAACCUGUCCAUCUACCUGGUGCAGAGCUGGGUGCUGGGCGACGUGGUCUGCAAGCUGUACCACUUCGUCCACAACCUGAGCUACACGGCGUCCAUCUUCGUGCUGGUGGUGGUGGGCGUGGAGCGCUACCUGGCCGUGCUGCACCCCAUCACGUGCCGCGCCAUCCUGCGCCCCGCCAGGCUCAGGGCCACCAUGGCGUGCGUCUGGCUGGCGGCCGCCGGGCUGAGCGCGCAGCGGCUCUACUGGGCGCAGACCGUCACCGUCGACCUGCCGGGGCUGUUUGAGGAGAUCAUCUGCAUCUCGAACCGGCACAAGUACGACCAGAAGCUGUGGGACGUGGUGACGUUCGUGCUGCUGUACCUGCUGCCGCUGUCCGCCAUGGCCGUGCUGUACGCGCGCAUCGCCGCCGUGCUCUGGGGCUCCGGGCGCGGGCUCGCCGUGCGCCAGCCGCGCGCGCGCCGCAGCGCCGUCAGGCUCACCGUCACCGUGGUGGGCGUGUUCGCGCUGUGCCACCUGCCGCUGCACGCGCGCCGCCUGUGGCAGCACUGGUCGCCGCUCUACCGCGGCCCGUCCACCUUCUCGGCCGUCUUCACGCCGGCCACGUUCCUGGUGGCGUACGCCAACUCGGCCGCCAACCCCAUCCUGUACGCGCUGCUGUCGCGCAACUUCCGGUCCGGGCUGCGCGACGUGCUGGGCCUCAUCCCCUUCCGGCUGAGGGGGCGGCGCGGCAGCGGCAGCAGCAGCAGCGGCAGCGACGGCAGCGGCGGCCCGGCGGCCGGGCGGCGGCGGCACCGGCCUGCGGGCGGCAGCAUCCUCAGCCGCACCGUGGCCACGGCCAUGACGGAGCUGCCCACGCUGCGCGACCACUCCUCGCUCGACCUCGCGGCCGAGCAGCGCCUCGUCGCCAAGGAGGAGCGCUUCACGACGGUCACGGCGCUGCCCGGCCUGCUCCUCCAGCAGGGGCACCCCGCCGAACAGGGCGUUGGGCUCAUGGCCAUGAACAACAUGGCCCUGGAGCACGACGACGAGGACGAGGCGUGAGCUCGUCGAGUGACUCGGGCACGCCUCUAUGCUGAUGUGCAUUCUUUUGUUCCCUGUGAGCACCCCCCACGUCUGUGAUUUCGAAACACCGUGAACUAAACCGCGCCCGUCGGCAAGUGUUUCCUCCGCCUUCCUCCAAAUAUUUGAAUGAACCCUCCCUUCAUAAGACUUACAAUUUGGGAAAGUAAAUGAGACCAAAUGUCAUCACCUGGUAUGUGUACAGCAGGGAUUGAAAACUUAACAUUUUGGGAGAAGUUUUGCGUGUACAUCGCGCAAGCCACUUGUGGAAAACAAAGUGAUCCGUAGUUUUAACCUUUCUGAAAUUGAUUUUUAAAUUUAAGCUAUCAUAUUAUCGCUUUUGUUUUACGAAAGACGUUUAAGAGAUUGAGACAUCAAAUAUUCGAAAUGUUAGGCUUGUAACCCUGUGCGUGCGCCACGAUGCGAUGCGACGCUAUUAUUUAGCGUUACCUACUCAUGCACCCCCCCCCCCCUCCUGCGCCCCGCCUAGCUGUAGGGGAGUGGGGCGCCGCGGAAGUGCUCUUCCUGCUUCCGAGAGGUAAGGGGUACGAAUCAAAGCAAGGGAAAAACACGACAACGUACUCAGGCACCUGCCCGGGUCGGGUGCCGCGGAGCAGUACGUAAUGUCGCUGAGUUUGGAAAGUCACGAUUCCGAGCUCCUCUCCGGGCGGCAGCAGGCGGAGCGCGGCGGGACGGGGCGACCGGAGGCGCGCAGGGACUAUCCGGGAAAACUUCCCCGGCGUGAUCGUCCGUGAUCGCCUUCCAGCAAGUGUUUGCCCAAAAGAGGGGUUGGAGGAGGACCCCCCCCCCCCCCCAACUCCACGUCCCCGAACGGUGGCUUUUGUUUGCCUUGCCUGACAAAAAGCGGCCAUUUCGACUCGAGGACUUGGUCCCUUUCGGCGUGUUGCUAAGAUUGUAAAGAAAAUGUUUUAGAUCAAUUCGAUUUUUGGCCCGUGUUGCUGAACGACUUCAAAUUUAAAAAUCUUACGGAGAAUUUCACCAAAAGUCUUAGUGAAGUCGGCAGCUCUGUAAGUUACGGUCUUGAGCUUGAGCGGGAGCCUCAGUGAAUGUCACUAGCAACGGAAAAUGUCACUGCACCUGCACCAGCAGGGUGCAUAGCGGAUCACUGUAUCUUACUGCAAUAUUCACCGUAGCUAUCCUGGAAAUUUACCCUAAUUUACAGUGUUGCAGCGUUCACUGUAGCUCACGGUGAAAUUCAGUGAAAGCUUUUACUAGUCGGCAAAAUGUCAGCUUUGAACCCUUGUUUCGAAAUUGAAGGAGACUUUUUUUUACCUGGGCUUUCUAUUGAUGUGUUGAUACAUGUACCUCACAAGUUCAGUACUCUGCUGCAAGACAAUUUGACACAGUCCAGUACAGAUUAAACGGUCAGUCUUUUUACUGUUGCAGUUUAACUCAAAUGCCUUAAUUUUGCAGUUAAAACUUUGUCAUGUUUUUGCACGGUGUACUCUGUGGAGUAUUAUCAGUACACCCCUCAUUGAAGGCUAUGUUAAUAUAUGCCCCGAACGCAGCUUCUAUAACACAAGUUGAUUGAUUUGUUCACACCGUCGUGUUGUGAUAGUACAGGAGGUUCGGAGAUAUUUUGUGAUAAAUUAUUGUCAAUAAAAAAAUAUUUUACGCGCAGUAAAA